Molecule: messenger RNA, 867 nt
Organism: Metarhizium album ARSEF 1941
Lineage: Eukaryota; Fungi; Ascomycota; Sordariomycetes; Hypocreales; Clavicipitaceae
Product: NAD(P)-binding domain protein
Exons: 1
Coding region: 1-867 (288 amino acids)
Source: RefSeq, a predicted model, not a curated record
AUGUCCGCGCCCUGGGCCUUGGUGUGCCCGUCAAGCCGCGGCAUCGGCUUCGCCCUGACGCGGCACCUGCUACGGACGACGCGGCUGCCCGUGCUCGCGACCACGCGGCACCCGGAGCCGGGGACGACAAAGGCCGCCAUCCUCGAGGGCAUGGAGUCGGACGGCCCGGCGGGCUCGGCGGGCUCGGCGGGGUCGCGGCUGCGCGUCGUGCGCGUCGACGUCACGGACGAGGCGUCGGUGGAGGCGGCGUCCCGCGCGGCGCGGCGGCUGUUCCCCCCCGCGCGCCACCACCUGCACCUGGGCUUUGCGAUGCCGGGGGUCCUGACGCCCGAGAAGAGCCCGGCGCAGGUCGACGCGGACGCCGGGCUGGCCAUGCUGCGCGUCAACGUCCUGGGGCCGCUGCUGCUCAUGAAGCACUUUGCCGAGUUUCUGCCGCGGCGUGGCACGCGCCUCCGCGCCCCGGGGCUGGACGCGGAUGCGGAUGCGGACGCGGAUGCGCAUGGGAACGGGGAUGGCCUCGCCGCGCGCGCCGCGUGGGUCUUCAUGUCCGCGAGGCUCGGGUCCAUCGCGGACAACAGGUCCGGCGGCUGGUUCUCGUACCGCGCCAGCAAGGCCGCGGUGAACAGCGUCGCCAAGAGCCUGGACGUGAUGCUCAGGGCGAGGAGUGGCGACAAGGCCGUCGCCGUCGCCUAUCACCCCGGCACCGUGAGGACGGGGCUGAGCAGGGACUUUUGGGCGAGGGUCCCCCAGGACCGGCUGUUCAGCCCCGAGUACGCGGCGGAGAGGAUGCUGAGCGUCGUGAAUGGGCUGCAUCUGGGUCAGCGCGGCAAGUGUUUGGACUGGAGGGGCGACGAGGUCCCGCCCUAG